AUGACGCAGUUCCUGCCACCGAAUUUGUUGGCACUUUUUGCACCGAGAGAUCCAAUUCCAUUCCUUCCACCCAUUGAAAAACAUGCACAUCACAGAAAAUUGCCAUACACUGGCGUCGCUCAGUUUUUAGGGGAAUUUGAGGAUGCAUCUGAAACUCCAGCCCCAGUGCGCAUUGAGACACGAGAAGAGCGAAAAGAAAGAAAGAUUGUAAUGGUCAAAAACGUGAUAACAGGAAAACCUCGUGGAUAUUGCUUUGUGGAAUUUGAGCAUGAACGUGAUAUGCACGCGGCUGUCAAAGCACUUAAUGGUCGGAAGAUUGAUGGUGCUCGUGUUGUGACUGAUGUUGAGCGAGGGAGAACGCGUCCGGACUGGAGACCGAGACGUUUGGGCAAAGGUUUGGGUAAAAAUCGUCAAGGUCCGGGAGAUAAAACUCAUCGCAAACACGAAAAUGGAAGGGAUUGCAGUCGUGAUCGGAGUUAUGGACGCCCUAUUUCAAGUGCUCACAUUCGGGAUCGGGACAAGGAAUUUAAACGUAGAAGAAGUCGGUCACGCAGUAAAUCGAAGGACCGUGACCGACGUGCUCGUAGUCGGAGCCGCGAUCGACAUCGUAAGCGCCGCAGUCCAGAUGAACGAGAUCGGGAUCACAAACGCCGUGACCGUCGUCGUGAUGACAUGAUUCAGCAAUAUGGCGAAUAUGGGGCGGAGAUCAGAGCCGAAUAUAAUGGAGAUAUGUGA
Molecule: messenger RNA, 735 nt
Organism: Heterobilharzia americana
Lineage: Eukaryota; Metazoa; Platyhelminthes; Trematoda; Strigeidida; Schistosomatidae
Source: the annotation of a GenBank genome assembly